Molecule: messenger RNA, 1160 nt
Organism: [Torrubiella] hemipterigena
Lineage: Eukaryota; Fungi; Ascomycota; Sordariomycetes; Hypocreales; Clavicipitaceae
Source: the annotation of a GenBank genome assembly
CCCAUCCCCUCUUUACAUAUUUAGAUCCCCUUCACCUCCUCUCACUCACCUUGUCUUCUUGUUUUUCUUCCAUUUAUCCUUGUGCCAUCUUCAUCGUUUCGCUGCCCACGUGCUGCACCUCCAACUUACACGCAACACCACCACCCACCCCGACCGUAUAAGUCAUCGCAAGCGCCCACACAUCAAUUCCAUCAUCAUCAUCAUCAUGACCAGAAUCGCCGCCCCCGUCGCCAAGCUCACCCGCGCCAUCAGCUCGGCUCCCGCCGUCGCUAGAUCCGCCAACCCGCUGCUCGACAGCACCUCUCACAGCGCCAGCGUCACCUUGAUGCCCAAGUACGCCGAGCUCCUGCGCAACCGCCACAACGAACACUCCGACUCAUCGCGUGGUCUCUCCACCCAGCACCGCCCUACUCCCCAGCCCAGCAUCGCCAACCGCACAAAGCCUCUGAUGCAGACCUUCCACUCGUCGGCCGCCGCCGCUGCUCCCUCACAACACAUUGACGCCACCGUCCUGCCCAACAUGGACUUUGAGACCGUCGUCUUCUCCGCAGAGCCCCGCGUGCCUAUCCUGCCCGACAACUACAACGUCGCUCACGGCCCGGCGUCGGGCGAUGCCCCCGUCCACAUGCCCGCCAUUGUCGCUGCCGAUCCUGACCGUGUCCUUCCCGCUACGCCUUUGUCGUCGGUCGACACUGUUGGCCUCGAUGGCGUCGAGCUCAAGUUUGUCCAUGAGCAGCCCAAGUACCCCCAGGAGGCUGAGGGUGGCAUGCUCCGCGAUCUCUGGAAGGGCAUGGUCGAUGAUGUCCUGGGCCCUGCCCCCGUCCAGAAGGCCAUCUAAAUCUGGCUUGUUCGGAACGGACGCUUAGGUGUUGACGUCGAGCCUCGCCUUGCGAGACUUGCUUUUAUGAACUAUUAUCAUGACAUUUUUCUUUUUACAUGUAUCCUCUGCGCGGCAUCAUAUAUGUCGGCAGAGCACCGCUCAGACUGGGUCGAGAGACGGAAGCAUUUUAUCAUUUGUUGUACUCAUAUUUAUAUAUCUAAUACCAUAGGCAGUGCGCCUCAAUGACCUGUUGCUUAGAAGCAGCAUCGGUUACAAUACAUUUUUCAACCAACAUUUUUUACAUCACUAAUUGUGUUGUUCAAUUCGUUCACGGUAGCAG